GGGAAUUCGGUCAGUCUUCUGAUAGAAACCGUGUCGAUCACAUCGAAAUUUUAAUUGUUCUCUUUGUUUGAUUGGACUAGCGCCCUCAAGUGACAUUAAUCGAAUUGCUGGCGCAAAUAACGGGUUCAUUGGACCGAGAUUUUUUUGUGACAGCUUUUUUAUUCGUGGUAGUCCUCAUCCGGAAGUAGGCAUUUUGAUAUGGCAUUGCCUGGCAAGAAUUCUGAGAGCGGAAGCGAUAUCGCUCUGGAUUUCCGCAAUUUACAUCUUGGUCCCGAAAGUCGCCCUCCGUCUGGUGUUUCUUUGCCGGAUUACUCAUUCUCGGGAAUCGGUUUCGUCCAAGCUAAUUCAAACAUUCGUGGAAUUUCCGGGGCACCCGUCGAGCGUUCGGCUUCUGAUAGGAAUCCUCCGAGAAAUGGGUUGCCACAGGACUACGGAUUUUCGUUUGUCCCUCGACCUUUAGGGGGAUCCUCUCGUCGGCGGACGGACGGAGAAUUAUCCGCUUUUGAGCAAUUUCAGUCCAUUUGCAACAAUAGAACCAAGCAGCAUUAUCCGCCGCCUGCUGAUCAAUCUUCCAAUGUUGCUGUGACGCAUUCCGGCUCCUUCAACAAUACCUGGCUCGGCGCUGCUCCGCUCACUGAUGACACGUUUGAAUGGAACAGCCGCGGGGAUAGCGGAUAUGGAACUAGUGUGGUUCAUCAUUUCAGGGACUUGACGACAGGCCAAGAUGCGCUGAGACGUAAGGUUUCAUUGACGGAUGAGCGACGAAACAGCAGCUCUGGCGACGACAUUGAGAACCGCUUCGGAGGACUGAUGCGUUCUUCGUCUUUUUCGUUCGGUUCUGGUGGGGCUCAACGUCAAUCCGAGAACAAGUGGAACAGCUUUCGCGCUGCGCGUGGUACGGAGGCCCACGCAGACUUUCGUGAUCUGUACAGAACGUCAACUCGUACCAAUCUUCCAUAUCUCGAAGAUUUUUCUUUAUUGAGUGACUCGUUUAUUCCCGCAGUUGCAGUAAGUGCCACGUCACCCGCCUUGACGUGGAAUGGGCAGUUACCCAAGUCGUCGCACGAGAAGGUGGAGUACUCCCCGAAAGUCUUCCUCGGCGGCGUCCCCUGGGACAUCAAUGAAGCGACGCUGAUCGCAGUUUUUCAACGCUUCGGAACGGUGGAGAUCGAAUGGCCUGGAAGAUCUGGAUCCGCAGAAGGCGGUUCGAGGAAUCGUCGGAACAGCAGUGAGGCUCGAGUUAGCAGCAAUCGAGGCUUCGGUGGCUAUUCCUGUUCUCCGCAUCAACUUCCAGUUUCGCCAGACAGCGGCGGGUUUUAUGCGCAGCAGGGUUCGUCCAGCUCCUCUGUCCGCAGCAGCGGUAACGGCAACAACAAUAAUAACGGGUCCGUAGCCCCGAAGGGAUACGUGUAUCUGAUCUUCGACAGCGACGAUGCAGUGAAGCGGCUUUUGAGCGAAUGUUCGCACGACUACACGCAGGGCGGUAACUGGUUUUACCGCAUCCCGACGCGCAACAAUAAGUCUCGCACUAAGGAGGUUCAAGUUAUUCCGUGGCUUGUGAGCGAUGGAUAUCACGUGAUGGAAAAGGAUAAGCUGCAAAGCGACCAACCGUUCACUGUAUUUGUUGGAGCUUUGCAUGGCAUGCUGACAGCGGAAGCCUUGGCGACGAUUAUGAACGACUUGUUCGGAGGCGUGAUUUAUGCCGGGAUCGAUUCUGAUCGAUUCAAGUAUCCCAUAGGAUCCGGACGCGUGACUUUCAAUUGUCGGGAGUCCUUCUUGAACGCUGUCAAAGCCGCUCACAUAAUCGUCAAGUGUCCGAAAUUCACGAAAAAGAUACAAGUGGACCCGUAUUUGGAAGAAAACAAUUGCGAGGUGUGUGUGAUGAUGCAAGGCCCGUUGUUUUGCCGCAUGAUGACCUGUUUCAAGUACUACUGCGAGGGUUGCUGGGCUGCUCAGCAUUCCAGCCGCGAAAUGGCCGACCACCGUCCUCUCACUCGCCAUUCCAAGUCCACGCCGAUUCCGACUGCCAAACGUUCUCGUCGACCCAGCUAUCAUCAGCAUCAAGUCUCUUUUGACUAAUGGUGAUGAGUGCCAGAGAAAAAGAAAGAAACUCGAGGUUAGGUCGACCAAGUCUCUCCGCUUUUUCUGCGGACAUCGUCCUGUUGAGACAGGAUUGACCAAGUGUUAUUCGACGAGCUUCUCAUUCUUUUUGUUUGUUUUUGUUUGCAGGGAUGCCAUCUAGAUAUAUAUGCCCGAGGGAAAUGUCAUACUGUACUUUAAGAAAUUAAGUGUUCAUCGUUAAGACGCCAGUCCGAGAUUAAUGAAAAUUAGUCGUGGUAUAGGUUGACGAAGCUCAAGGACGUUUCGUUCAGAACGCUGUGAUCAGUUUGAAAAUUUCGUUGUUGGAUAGGAAGAAAUCGUUCAUGGAAGAUAUCGUAUAUAGUGGGCUGCUAAAUCUUGUAGUGUUUGUUGGAGAAAAAAGAUUGAUGCACGUUAGUGCUAACGUGAGGCUGUAAUCCAUCCCAAGAUCUAUAUUCAAUGCCGGGAAAUUUUGGAGUCGUUCAGAGGAUCAAUUGUUCGGAUGCUGGAAGAGAUAAACACACCUGUGAUGGCGAACAGUGUUGAGGAAUGAUCGCUCGAAAUCGUGGUGGACGAAUCCUUGAGAUUAGGAAAUGGACCAAAUUUGAGGAAUGAGUAAUGGGGUUGAUGCCUGUGUAUGUGCCAAUGUGCCUUCGAUUGGAAGGCAUGAGAGAUGUAUAUUUUUUUCUUUUCAGUUUGAGAAGAUCAGGGAGCUUUUUUUAUAGUAGAUCCAGAGCUUAUUUUUUGAAAGGGAAUUUUUGUGGGGCUGAACUUUCUUUUGAUUCGAUAUUCUCGCUUCAUUAUCGACAGAAUCUCAUUUGUCUUUUCUGAUCUCAGGGAGGUUGAAAAGGAGUGCCUUAACUUCUCAAAUAUUCCAGAAGCAAUGAUUACAGCAAUUUAGUUUCAAUUAAAGGAACCGCACACUGGGUUCAAUUCCCAGCGACAUUUUAGAGAGGAAAACGAACUAAAUUUCAUUUUUCUGAUCCCUCCGCCUUACUGAUAAGUAGUCUAAUUUUACCGAAUAAUAAACGGUAUUAUCUAACAAAGAAAUCAAGCUUGAAUCUUAUGAAACGUUGAAUCUAAAAUAAAUAAACCUUUUGCAUUCAUCCGAACUUCAAUGCGAAGCUAGGUUUACAUCGAUUAAUUAUAUUACUGUAUUGUGCCUAAUAUUUUGUAAAAUUUCGUGCCUUCGGUUGUAGUACGGAAUAAGAAAAAAUACAGCAUGACGUGUAAGUUGGCUCAUGGGCUGUGAAGUAGUUCGUUUUUCGUCUCGCAGAUGUCAGUAAUGUUGCGCUGGUCCUUCAAGAGAAACGAGCACCAUGAUGGGUUCGUGUUAAGAAUCUCGGGCUUAAAUUUCAUCAGUUUUAAAGCUAUCUCUCAUGCAGAACUAUUUCUUUGUGUGCCGAUUUUACUCGUUUUCUGAAUCCAUGAUACUCCCAUUUUUUUUUGUCGCGAGUUGUGUCUUCAGCGGCAAAUGCGUAGGAUUUGUUGCAGCGAUCGGAUCAGUCGCCUGAUGAAGUUCAAGUGUUGUCAGUUCGUGUGUGUGAUCUGUGUUUAUCUUACUGAGUGGCUCUGCUUCGAUUUCAUUUGGUUCGUCUGCAAGGUUUCUGCUGUGAAAUUCCUCCGUUUUUCCUGUAAUACCUCAGCUCAGUGAUUCGAAAUAGGAGUUAAUUUUAGUUUUCAAUUACUGUAUAUGUGAAAAUUGCUUCGUGUUAUUAUUUUUGAAACUUUGAGGAAGCCUGUAUGGAAAUUCUGACUGUAUACGGUUCCCUGAAAUGCGUAUAUAUUCAGAUUAAUUCUGUUGAAACUUUUACGAAAAAGUUGUGGAUGGAUAUUUGAUUUUGUGCGAGGGUUGUGUUUUCUACCCUGUCUUGAGAGGUUUUUAAGUUUUGUACGUUGGUCACCCUGAAUCAACAACACUGAAGCGACUCGUUUAGUUUCCGGACGCGACUCGUGUUUCGCUGGAUUACUCGAUUUCCUUUUUUUAUGUUUCCCUUCCUUGGCCAGCUCGUGUUUCCCUCGCCUAUAUACGAGCUCCUAAAGCGAGUUUCUGAUAAAUGUUUGUCCGCAGUAAUCGAGUGUACAUAUUGCGUCGUUAUAUAGGGAAAAUUAAACAGGAUCGAACUACUGAACUCUCAUCGCGCGCGCGUGUUGGGCGAUUUUCUUCAAUUUCGUGCUGUCGUUUGUCGGAGAGGUCGUUUGCGUUGAGAAAUGAGAAUUCGGUUUGCGCGUCUUUGUUUUUCUCGGGAAGAAAUAAAACAUGGAAGGAAUCAUUUGAAA
Messenger RNA from Notodromas monacha, 4359 nucleotides. NCBI's taxonomy places the organism in Eukaryota, Metazoa, Arthropoda, Ostracoda, Podocopida, Cyprididae. The record is from the annotation of a GenBank genome assembly.